Messenger RNA from Carassius carassius (crucian carp), 6580 nucleotides. RefSeq names its product hepatocyte nuclear factor 6-like. Gene Ontology annotation, biological process: regulation of transcription by RNA polymerase II. The record is from RefSeq and is a predicted model, not a curated record. The transcript is spliced from 2 exons. Lineage: Eukaryota; Metazoa; Chordata; Actinopteri; Cypriniformes; Cyprinidae. Gene Ontology annotation, cellular component: nucleus. Gene Ontology annotation, molecular function: DNA-binding transcription factor activity, RNA polymerase II-specific; RNA polymerase II cis-regulatory region sequence-specific DNA binding. Bases 251 to 1633 code for a protein of 460 amino acids.
CAGACAUGGCAAGAGAUGGCGAGGGACGCGAGCACACUGACACCAUGCACUGCUGAAGGGACGGGGGCCUUAAUAUUUCAAAAAAAUUACAAAACUUUAUAAAACAUAGAAAAAGGGAAGAAAACAAAUCAGGAAAGAACGCAAAGAAAAAAUACUCAAGAUAACAGCAGAACUUUUCCAAUGAGAGCACUUCUGUGGACACUGCUCCGCUAUAUCAGAUAGAUGAUUUGUCCACACGCUUGCACGUAUAAUGAACGCCCAGCUGUCGAUGGAGAACAUUGGCGAUCUGCACGGAGUGAGCCAUGAACCCAGCGCGGCGGAUCUCAUGAUCGGGGACAGCGCUCAUCACAGGAGCCAUCGGAGCAGUCUGUCAGCCCAUGCGCGCUCCAUGGGCAUGGCAUCAAUCCUGGACAGCGGCGACUAUCAUCAUCACCGGCCCCCGGAGCACCCCGGGCUCGCCACGCACCUGCACCCGGCCAUGAGCAUGGCGUGCGAGGCUCCCCCCGGGAUGAGCAUGAGCAGCACAUACACCACACUCACCCCGCUGCAGCCCUUACCGCCCAUCUCCACCGUCUCCGACAAAUUCCCGCACCACCAUCAUCACCAUCACCACCACCACCACCAUCACCCACACCAGCGGAUCCCGGGGAACGUCAGCGGGAGCUUCACCUUGAUGAGGGACGAUAGGGGUCUGGCCCCGAUGAACAACCUCUACUCUCCUUAUCACAAGGACGUGACCAGCAUGGGACAGAGCCUUUCGCCCCUGUCUGGAUCCGGGCUUAGCGGCAUUCACAACUCCCAGCAGGGACUGCCGCCGUACGCGCAUCCCGGGGCCACCAUGCCCGCCGAGAAGAUGCUCACACCGAACGGAUUCGAGGCACACCACCCCGCGAUGUUGGCUCGACACGGGGAGCAGCACAUGAGCGCGUCCUCGGCGAGCAUGGUGCAGAUCAACGGCAUCCACCAUCACCCGCACGGCCAUCUCAACGCCCAGGGUCACGGUCAGGUGCUGGGCUCCACUAGGGAGCAGAACCACUCCUCUGUGCUCGGAUCGCAGCUUAACAACGGCAGCAGCUCGGGACAGAUGGAAGAGGUCAAUACCAAAGAAGUGGCCCAAAGAAUCACCACGGAACUGAAAAGAUAUAGCAUCCCGCAGGCUAUCUUCGCCCAGAGGGUGCUGUGCCGCUCGCAAGGGACGCUUUCGGACCUGCUUCGGAACCCUAAGCCCUGGAGCAAGCUCAAGUCUGGCCGGGAAACCUUCCGCAGGAUGUGGAAAUGGUUGCAGGAGCCUGAGUUCCAGAGAAUGUCCGCGCUCAGGCUCGCAGGUGAGAGAACAAUAGCGUGCAAGAGAAAGGAGCAGGAGCAUGGUAAAUGUGAGAGAGGGAGCAUCUCCAAGAAGCCCCGGCUGGUCUUCACUGAUGUCCAGCGUCGGACUUUACAUGCAAUAUUCAAAGAGAACAAGCGCCCGUCCAAAGAGUUACAAAUCACCAUCUCUCAGCAGCUCGGCCUGGAGCUCGCCACCGUUAGCAACUUCUUCAUGAACGCACGUCGACGGAGCCUUGAUAAGUGGCUGGAUGACGGCAGCUCCAACUCGGCCAACUCCUCCUCCUCCAGCACUUGUACCAAAGCAUGAUGGAGUAGUGGCUGCAUUAUAGGAAAAGAAAAAAAAACUUCGGUGGAAAAGCUUUAAACAAAGAAAACUUAACAAGAGACAAUUUUAGACAGCGUUUGCCCUUAAAACUUGUACAGUACCGAUAUUUAUAAUAUCCAAAGAAAAACACCAAAGACUGCUUUGAUCCCCAUUUAGGAAUUUCUUCGUUUAUGUCUGACAUUCUGCAAAAAAAAAAAAAAAAAAAAAAAAAAAAAAAAAGUUACACUCCAAUCACUGGCCGUUCCUCAUCUCAACACACUCCCCUAACUGGAGUCUUUCUUUCUCAUGUGAUUGGUUGCUUUCAAAGACUUUUUCUCAUCAAUGAUUGGUCAUUAACGUUGAGUGAUUGUUAUUCACUCUGAUGUCAGAUUCCAGAUUUUGCGACGUCAGUGAGGGGCUUGAUCAGCAGGUGUAAAGCCUGACGUCACACAUUCACCUCUAUAGUCAUCCCAGAUGUUGCCAGGGAUGCCAAAUAUAACUAGAUAGUGUAGAAUCUUGACAAAAGUUGCCUGAAUGUAACCCUCAGGAUAGUGCUUUCUUCCUAAUUGCUGGAAAAGUUACAUAGAAACCUAAAAAAUACAUGUGAACUUGCCAUCUUCACUACUUGUCAAUCGCAGAUGGUAAAACCAAAGAAACACAUGUAUUUUUUUAAGAAUCAGAAUAAUCUAUAUUUAUUCCUCUUAACAAGACCCCAUGUGACCGUCCUAAUCAGGUGACUCAGUAAAUUUAUCAUGGGCUGUGGUUUCCAUAGCCAUUUAAUGUAUAAUUCAUUCUCUUGUUUGUCCUAAAACAACCUCAAUCACUAGCCAAACAUGUCUCUGUGUGGACACAGCUGUACCCGCACCCCAUUCCUGCCUCAGUCCUUUCUUGUGAUUAUUUCAGGGAGAUUUUUGCUAGCUUUAACCUGCCUUUUUUUUAACCUGUAUUUUAAAUAUUUCAAUGCCAGUUGCUGUAAACCAAAGACAAACUUACACAAACCAGCACCCUGUCACUGUUUCAUACCCACAUCUAUCAUUCAAACACAGCUUAUUUAACUUAGUUUCGCAGACUCUCAUCUAAUGAGGCUGAAGAGACUUCUCGUUUAUCAUUAUUAGCUUUGUCUGGGGCUAAUGCACACGCUUUUUAAUUGUCAUUAGAGGAAGCAGGAGGAAAUUCAGGUUGUUUUGUGUGACAUUUCAUUUCAAACUUUCAUUGCAUAUGAACAGCUUUCUCAUGCUCAAAAUGAUAAUGUACAGAAGAAAAAAAAGUUCGAUUGACCGGUGGCUGUCAGGAUGCUUUCACAAACCCAUAAGCCAUGCACCGUCAUAUUAGAUUCAUUGGGUUCAUUUCCCAUUUAGCUCUUGAUAGAAGGCUAUUUCAUUGUCUAAUGCAUUAUUUUCAUGGCAUUGACCAUCAACACCACCGCAGAGUCCCCAUUCGGGCCCGAACCCAAUACCCCAGUAAGAGAGAGGGAGCGCAUUCUAUGCAUUUCACAACUAGGAAGAAAGCAUUAUGGAGACUGAAGCAAGGUGAUGUGUUCGCUUCAUAUAACAGACUCACUCAAACUCACAAGAUAUCUGGCCUUGUUGUCUCUUGUGAUGUGUUUUAGCUUUAAAAAUGUAUUUGGUAUUUACGACUAUUACAACAUCGAAGCAUAUAUAAAAGAGCGCUGCUUGCUCAUGUAGAAAAGAAGACAAAAAAUGACAAAAAAAAACAUGUUUAGACCUGCUGAUAUUUUAGUGUGAACCAAAGAUGCUACCUCAGUCCGUUUCCAUUUGUGAUUUCUAUCAACAUAAUGAUACCAAAGAAUACCAAAGAUUUGUUCUCUUUGCACGGCCUAAAUGAAUGAUAAGGUGGAUGGAUAGAUGGCGUGUUGCCCCUUUUUCUUCCUCUCCUUCACUCUAAUGCUCUCUACCACUCAUCCGUGCUUAUGUAACAGCGCCCUCGGCAGACAUGUGUUAAAAUCACAGGACGAGUGCCUUGCUUGAACCAAAGUGUUAAACCGCCGUUGACCUCUUGACUCCCACCUUUUAACUCUCGGAAUACCUCAGCCUGUGGAAGGGCCACUGAUGAAGAAAAAAAAUGGAAUAUUUCUUCUCUCUCACCGUGGUGCUUUUGCCAGUGCAACCAUGCAAUGAAAACAUACCAAAGGAAUUUCUCUUGCUUUCUCCAACUCUUGCUGAUAAACCAAAGCUCCUGCCACCUCGCUUUGAAAGGCCCUGCCAAAUCUGCCACUUGCCCCGACCCCUCGCCACGUCGCCCAUGGGUGCAUCCACCGAUUAGGCCGUGCACGUCUUUAUCAAUAUCUAAAUACCUCAUAGUAAUAAAUUUUCACAGUUCUGUUGUAUAGAGAGUUUAUGUGAUUAAGGCAGAACUGAACUAGUUUGGUAAUCGUUGAUGUGACUUCGGGGAAAAAAAAGCUUUAUGAGUAUUUAUUUUGACGGCUUUGGCUAAAGUGCUCCGUUUUGGUUACCAAAGGCGAGUUUCUGUGAUAGCAGACUGAAACUUGCAGGAAGGAAAAAAAGCGUAUUUUUUAUUAAAGCCUUGUGUUAUUCCGAUACUCUAAGGAUGUUUGACUAUUGUUUUUUACAGGGUAAAACCAACUGCUGUGAUUCUGUGUCUAUUCGUUCACUUUCUUCUAUUACUGUGUUGUGAUUUACGUUAAUUUAAUAGCAUUUUUGUAUCGCUUAACCUAUGUUUUAAUUUAUGUAUUUGUAGAAAAUAUAGAUUUGUACAUAGUAGGUUUUUUGGAAAAAAACAAAACAAUAACAAAACAAAAAAAAGUGGACAUUCGUUUUAUUUUACAGCUUUAUGUCUGAAGUGUAGAUAUAUUGAUGAAUUUCAAUUCCUCUGUGUUUGUAUGUUAGAUGCCACUUUGGUCCAUGUACUAAUACAUUGCCAGAGAUCCGAAUGGUCCUACAGAGACCUGCGAAGAAAAGCAGUGUAUGAUGUUUUUAUUUGCCCUUUUUUUAUGUUAUUUAACUGUCCAGAAUGAUUUUGUCCUUUGUAUUUCAAAUCAUUGUUUUUAUGGGUAUUGCUGCACAUCCAAAGAUUUUCUAACCAAACCAAAAAGUGGGAAGGGGGGGAGGUGGGGACGAAAGAAAGUAGUGUAAUUUUUGCAUAAGCACUGGCGUCUGUGAGGUCUUUUGCUGUCUGCACGGGUAUGAACAUAGUGGGACAAUGUAGACGAGCUUAGUUAAACUCAUUGGAGGCAUAUACUGCUAAACAGUACAAUCUGUGGCUUUUGGGACGGAGGGCUACAAGUCCUGCUCACUUUCCUGUUUCGGACACUGAGUGGGUGGAGCGUGGGCGGGGCAGCAGGUCUGCCAUGGGCGGGGCCACGUCGCUGGGUUGGUUUUUAAUUGACGUGGCACUGCUGCCUAGAUCCAUCUAAUAUGUCAAUUUUGGUUUUCGAACAUGUGUACUGACUAUGAGCAAAGGCGAAUAAAUCUGUAAAGAAAACAGGAAUUGGUCUGUGCAUGUAUGGGGAGGGCAGAAGUUUGAGUCUAAUGGUGACAGUUUCAUUUCUGGUCCAUUAGCGAUAACAAACAGAAUUGCUGAAUGGUUUUCAAACAACUUUAAAACACUUCCAUAAUUGCCAAUCUGCCAUAGUUCAGAUUAACGACUAUGGGAUUCUAAAUUAGUUUGGUUAUUGGCAAAACGUGCAAUCAUAUCAUGACAAUUUUACCACUUAUAUGUUGUUUUGUCAGAAUGUGCACCUACUUUUAAACUAUAUUUGAAUUUUGCAUAAGGCCACACUGUUGAAUCUGGACCCCCUGCUUCAAAAUCACAGCAUUGUUUGAAGCUGUAUUAUUUCACCAAACUGAUUCCCUUAUUGUUUGAUGCUGCAAAUGGCUCGGACAUUAUUGGCUCAAAUUGGGUGCUUUGUGUGUCUUGAUUGGAAACACCAUGACAAGAAUGAUGCAGUCCCUUAGCAGGAUUAAAGAGAAGGCCCAUGACAGCAGAGGUUUUUGUCUCGCUAUGCUGUACAAUCAGAGUUGUUUCUUGCAUUAGGUUUGCUGGCUGUGGGAUUCCUGUGGUUCACAUAUGGGACGUCAGAUAGAUGAUCCAGGUGCAAUGUUUAGGAUUUGUUUUGUAUGGCAGCAUAGACUGGCAUAAAUCUAGCCCUACUGCCCAGAAUCCCUCCUACAUCACAGCGUAAGCUCUCUGCAUCAGAAUUCUCACCCCUUUUCUUCCCAAACCCUGCGCUCCGUCUCGACCCACCCCUCUAAUGUAGUUUCUAGCUUAGAUAGCUCGAUGUAUGUGAAUGUUGGGAUUGCUCUAAUCAUUAAUUCCUAUCCCAGUUGGUUGUCGUGGAAAAGGAGUUCCUAUUUGAUAGAAAGGCUUGGCUCUGUGUGCCGUAUAAUACUGAGAGCGCCUAAGACAAUCAGCUGGAAAACAAAAUCAUGUUUUUCAUUUUUUUAUAUUUAUUUUUUUGUAGGUCCAAGAGGGACUACUUCCAGCGAUGAUUAUUAUAAAGAAGGAGGAAGGUUUUGAUAAACUGAAAAAUAAACUUGCUGACAUUUUCUUUCACAAACAUAUGGCUUGUUUCCAUUUCGAACAGUGCAUCUUGAAUCAAGCUGGUUCUGUUUUUACACUUUUCUUUUUUCUUCUCUUUUUCUCUUGACCUGUUUUCUCUGUAUGUUGUGUCUGUUUCAGUGGAGGAAUGCAGUAGGUAUUACUCUCAGGUUGUAAUGCGUCAUGCUUUUCAUUUUCAAAUCUGAUCUACAAUUUUUUUUUCAUUCAUUCUUCUUUCCUGAUAGCUACUGUUCUCUAUGCCGUGCAAUAUCAUCUUCUGUGUUUGCUACGCAAGAAAAAAAAAAAGGAAAAAAAAAGACGCAAGUGAUGAUGUCACCAUGCUUUUUUCAGUGUUAAAAUGUUUCAGCAUUUCUGUAGUCACAAAAAUGUAGAAAAUAAAAAGGUUGGGUUUUCCAGCACAUCACAACCAGA